This is a messenger RNA of Colletotrichum acutatum, 744 nucleotides long. RefSeq lists its product as uncharacterized. The record is from RefSeq and is a predicted model, not a curated record. The transcript has 3 exons. The coding region runs from base 206 to 658 and encodes 150 amino acids. Lineage: Eukaryota; Fungi; Ascomycota; Sordariomycetes; Glomerellales; Glomerellaceae.
UCAGGUAAACGACAUGCAAGACGCGCAGCCCUGAGGGUCUCGCUGCCAUGUCUGCGUCUCUGGCCAAGUCGAGCUCCGUUCACAAUGUCUCGUCUUUUGGUGCUGCAAAUCGACUAGUUUGAGCCACGGAACGGAGUGACGGGGCGACGGGGGCUUCUGCCCGCAACAUCAGUCCGCCGACUGGACCAUUCGGCUGCCGGAAAGCAUGGCUGAACGAUUUAUUACUCUUGCGUUUGUCAGUCUUGUGUAUUGGUAUCCGCCUUGUGGUCAAUACCUUGCUUGGCUGGCUAUGGCACGUCGUCCUCGAAUUCAAGUUCAUUCUCGGCCGUCCCCAGAGUACGAUUGUGGAUGUACAUCGACCAGGCUCAGGUACUCCGUACUUCGUACCGAAAUUGGACGAAGCCCUACGGCCCCUGCCAGCUGCUGGGAGCUUGCUGCAGCGGAUGGAGUCGGCUUGUGGCGAUGGUCGUCGUGUCAUUACGUGGAAAGGCAUCGAUCAUUCCUCCAAGCAGGUCCUUCGCCUGGCUCAAGGACGGCAUUGCCAGCGAGGCGGCUUAUCAAUUUCCAAUCAAAGAGAGAGCAAGUGCAAAGAUGCCGUGCCAGUUGGCAUGAUUGUCCCUGGCAUGCGUGCAUGCCUUGGUGCGGGCUUGCGAAGUAAGGUCAACAGCUGGAGAAGCCGUCUGCCGUGGACGCCAGCUUAGCGGCCGUCGCGACUCAAUGACCACAUUGUCUGGGAUGUCGUGU